CCUUUUUUCCUUCUUCUCUCCUUGACAAUCAUGACAGUGACCACUCCUUAGAACAUGUCAAGUUCAGACUCAACCACCACCACAAACACUCCUGCAGACAGCACCCCCAGCACGUCGACUCCAGACGUGAUAGAAGUUCCCCGCUCAGACCUUGUCACAGUUAAAGACACGGACUAUCACACGGACAAGUAUCUUAUCCUCUGCGGAAAAUGUGGCGGCGUCUUGAACGUCGCUAAAUACAGCUGCAUGUGCGAGCAUGGUUCUGAUGUUGCUCGCGCUGCUUGAUUGGUUUAUAACAUUUCCAUGUCUGCCAAAGACAGUCACAAGAAGCGAGAUGCAUAUGCAUACGAUACUCUCAAAACAAGAUGCCUGUCUCAUCAAUCAUUCGUCCCAGUUCGAGCGAGGUAAUACAAAGGAUCGAGCUUCAGCUCUCCAACAAACUCCACUCUAAAUAAUACAUCAAAAACUCACACUUCAGUCACAAGCAAUACUUAACCAACAUUGCUAUUCAGCUGCAGUGCGGCUCCGUUAUCACGUCUUCUUAUAAAUCAUCACCUUUCGCAAGGCAUAUAGAGGGUUACAAUUUGGAAAGGUUAGCGACAAACAAAACAUAGACGGAAUGGGGACAUCAUAUAAAAGGACAUCAAACCGUGUUUCUCUAUAUCGGCCGUAAUGUAUAAUAGUCAUAACAUCAUAUCAUAAAGCUCAACUGGAAAAGCAGAC
Messenger RNA from Fusarium odoratissimum NRRL 54006, 723 nucleotides. RefSeq lists its product as uncharacterized. The record is from RefSeq and is a predicted model, not a curated record. The transcript has a single exon. NCBI's taxonomy places the organism in Eukaryota, Fungi, Ascomycota, Sordariomycetes, Hypocreales, Nectriaceae. The coding region runs from base 55 to 285 and encodes 76 amino acids.